Messenger RNA from Oppiella nova, 438 nucleotides. Lineage: Eukaryota; Metazoa; Arthropoda; Arachnida; Sarcoptiformes; Oppiidae. The record is from the annotation of a GenBank genome assembly.
AUACUGUCCUAUUCCGCCAAAUUUCAGUCAUGUUUUUACGGCCCUUUCAGAGACGCCGCCGGAUCUGCCCCCAAGUUUGGUGACCGCAGAGCUUAUCAGUUGCCCAUCGGAUCCAAAGGCUUAGCGUUGAGAGCAGUGGAACGGGAUAUCGAGGAGGGUUGCGAUAUGGUUAUGGUUAAGCCGGGUCUCCCAUAUCUGGACCUCAUAUCGCAAAUCAAUGACCGCUUCCCUAACUUCCCGAUCGCUGUGUACAACGUGUCGGGCGAGUACUCUAUGGUUAUGACGGCCGCAAAGCACGGGGUCUUUGACUUAAGACAGUCUGUGAUGGAGACGAUGACCAGCUUCAAGAGGGCCGGCGCUGACGUUAUUAUCACUUACUUUACGCCUUACCUAUUGAAGUGGAUUCGCGACCAAUAGGAAAGGCAUUUAUAUUUACCG